Molecule: messenger RNA, 1683 nt
Organism: Cordyceps militaris CM01
Lineage: Eukaryota; Fungi; Ascomycota; Sordariomycetes; Hypocreales; Cordycipitaceae
Product: efflux pump antibiotic resistance protein, putative
Exons: 4
Coding region: 1-1683 (560 amino acids)
Biological process (GO): transmembrane transport
Molecular function (GO): transmembrane transporter activity
Source: RefSeq, a predicted model, not a curated record
AUGGCGGCUGCGCAGAUUGAUAACCAUCUCGCCAUCGCGGCGCCGGAAAAGGAGUCGAUUGAUCCGAAAGAUGGCGUCUCGCCAUCAGAGACGCUCGUUAGUGACCCCUCGGCUCCAAGAGAGCCGGUGCUGGAAAAGGCGGCUAAGCCUCCCUCUCCUCGCCCUGUCCACGGUGCCAAGUGGGUCCUCGUCGUCGUCUCCCUCCUCGCCUCGUUCCUCCUCUACGCCCUCGACACCACCAUCGUCGCGACCAUCCAGCCCGCCAUCGUCGACGCCUUUGGCCACGUCGACCUCGUACCCUGGCUGGGGGUCUCAUUUGCGCUCGCCUCCGCCGCCAGCACCCUGAUAUGGUCUAAAUCCUUUGGCCUCUUCUCCGCCAAGAGGCUCUUCCUCGGCGCUACCGCCCUCUUCAUGGGCGCCUCGGCCCUCUGCGGCGGCGCCCCGACCAUUACAGCCUUCAUCGUCGGCCGCGCCCUCGCCGGCGUCGGCGGCACCGGCAUGUACAUGGGCCUCCUCACCCUCCUCUCCGUUAAUACCUCCGACGCCGAGCGCCCGCGCUACCUUAGCCUCACCGGCUUCUGGUGGGGCAUCGGCACCGUCCUGGGACCGGUCGUCGGCGGCGCCUUUGCGCAGAGCGCGGCAACCUGGCGCUGGGCGUUUUACCUGAACCCUUGCAUCGGCGGCGUCGUCGCGCCCAUUUACUUGCUCGUCCUCCCCAACUACCAGCCGAUGCCGGGCGUGUCGCUGCGGGCGCGCCUCGCCAAGCUGGACUAUGUUGGCGCGCUCUUAUCCUCUAGCCUGUUCCUCUGUAUUAUGAUGGCGAUGAACUUUGGGGGUGUGCUCUGGCCGUGGCACGAUGGUAGGAGUAUUGCGCUCUUUAUUCUUUCUAGUGUUUUGUUUGCUGCAUUUUGCGUUCAGCAGUGCUUCUGCCUGCUGACCUCGCCUAGCGAUCGCGUCUUCCCUAUGCACUUCUUCCGAAACUUUGAGCUGGUUAUCCUCUUUAUUACUAUGAUGUUUGCGGCCUUUGGUACAUUUAUCACUAUCUACUACCUCCCACUCUACUUUCAAUUCACCCGAGGCGCCACAGCUCUUCAGACCUCUGUCCAUAUUCUGCCCUAUAUCCUCUGUCUCUCUGCCAGCGUCCUCAUCAACGGUGAUUUUAUGGCCAAAUUUGGCUACUACUAUCCCUGGUAUACUUUUGGAUCCGCGUUGCAGCUAAUCGGUGGUGCUUUGCUCUUCACCGCCGAUGAACAAACCAGCAACGCCAAGAUUUACGGUUACACAAUCUUGCUGGGCGUCGGUGUUGGUUGCUACUGCCAAGCUGGCUUUCCCAUCGCGCAGAUGAAGGUAGCUGCUUCAGACAUUGCCUACAGCGUGGGCUUCAUGACUGUCAGCCAAAUGCUGGGCAUCGCCCUCGGCACGGGUAUAUCAGGCGCCGUCUUUGUCAACAAGGCCCAUCAGGGUCUACAGCAUCUGUUUCCUAAUGCAUUCGCUGAGGAGAUUUCCUCGGCUGUCGCAGGUGUUGGCAGUGACCUUAUUAACAAAGCCAGCAAAGAAGUCGCUGCAGCCGCCAUCCACGUCAUUGCUCUAGCCAUCCAAGACGCCUUUAUUCCUGUAUUCGUAACAGGUGCCGUCUCCUUCUUGUGCAGCUUGGCUAUGAAGAAAGAGAAGCUCUUUUGCUAG